Symbiodinium natans is the source of this 588-nucleotide messenger RNA. Lineage: Eukaryota; Dinophyceae; Suessiales; Symbiodiniaceae. The record is from the annotation of a GenBank genome assembly.
AUGGCUCAGCGACGAAGCAGAAACCUUGGCGUUGUGGUGGCCAUUGCCGUCGCAGGAACGUGGUGCACCAGCUUCGUAGCGCCCUCCGGUGGAGGUGAGGCAAGCCGGCGCGAGGCCUUGCUGGGCCUGGCCGGGGCCGCGACUGCCGCGACCCUGUCCUCAGAGCCGGCCCUGGCCUUCGACGAAGCAGGACCGUGGCUCGGGUACUACAGCGACCCCCAGCACCCCAUGUGCCCCCGCAAGAUUGUCUACGAGUAUGACCUCUACAAGGACGGGCCUAGGGACGAUUCUUGUGGAUCUUGCUCCUUCUUGCAGCAGCCUUUCAUGUGCUCUGCCUGGCAGACCGCGACGAUCAUGGUGGUGGGUGGCGAUGGCGACCCCGGGUGCGAGAAGAAGGUGUCCAAGAGGUGGACGGCCAAGGUAGACUUCAAGGCGGGCUCCGACAGCAUCACCAUCGACUUCAGCAAGAAGGGUGGCCCUGCGGAUGUGGUUGGAAAGUGGGACAAGGACGGCAUCGUCUUCCCUGACGGCAACAAGUGGAAGAAGAUCAUCUCCUUCACCAACGCCGACGGCCAGCUCCUGGCCUGA